Nestor notabilis (Kea) is the source of this 363-nucleotide messenger RNA. Its product is annotated as sorting nexin-22-like. Gene Ontology annotation, molecular function: phosphatidylinositol phosphate binding. The transcript is spliced from 3 exons. The coding region runs from base 1 to 363 and encodes 120 amino acids. NCBI's taxonomy places the organism in Eukaryota, Metazoa, Chordata, Aves, Psittaciformes, Psittacidae. The record is from RefSeq and is a predicted model, not a curated record.
AUGGGGAUGAUUGAUGAAGAUGAUGGGGAUGAUGAGGAUGAAGAUAAUGGUGAGGAAGGCUGUCCCGUGCUGCAGGUGUUCCGGGUGGAGGUGCUGUGCAAUGGCCGGCGGCACACAGUUGUGAAGCGCUACAGCGAAUUCCAGGCUCUGCACAAGCGGAUCAAGAAGACCUGCAAGGUCCCUGACUUUCCCCCACGCCAUGUCCCCAACUGGAUGCCCAAAGUGCUGGAGCAGCGCCGGCAGGGCCUGGAGCUUUACAUCCGGGGUGUCCUGUACCACAAUGAGGAGCUGCCCCAGGAUGUGCUGGACUUCCUGAAGCUGCGGUGCUGCCAGCAGGACCCCAAGGCCAGCAGCUCCCUGUGA